AUUUAACACUGACAGGAAGUAUCGGAAGCACAUCGGUCCUAUUGAUAAUUAACAAUGUUCAAUUACUUAUAAACAAAUUUACUUGUGUCUAGUUUAUGUAUCUUCUUUUAUGACAAUUGCUAAGAUCAUAUGAAGUUUAUACAUUAGCGCAAAAUGACAGGUAUGUUAAGGGCAGGGCUCUGACUCGGAAAAGUGUAUUGGAUCCACGUCUACGACUCUUGACAAGUACAUCGGACAUAAAGUUCUGAAGAGACGGAGGCAUUUCAUAGGUCGUGUGUUACAGAAAAUCGUGAUAAAGCUAUGGCGCAAGCAGACAGUGGAUAUAGUGAGGAGGAAAUUUCCAAAAUUGCCCAGAGUUCAACAGAAACUACAAUGCCGUAUUAUCCAGCAGUCCAUCAUUCCAUGAGUAUUCCCGAGUCUGUUGUUUCCUGGCAAGAAUCUACAUUUGAAAGUUCUCAGGACUCUAGAGAAUUGGAUUUAGGAGGGAACAAAAGUGCUUUAGAUAAAGUUAAAUUCGCUCCUGAAGAUAAUCAAAGCAACAAACUUCAUAACUUUAAGACGGAAAAGUUGGGUGCAAUAAUGGCAAGUACAGAUAUGCUGUUCCACAGCGGAAGAGAUGAAAAUAAAAGAAUGAAAGCUGCCUUUGGUGCGUUUUCAGGUUUGGUAAUUGGAGGUCUGCUGUUCAUUUUGUUACUGUACAGCUUUGGAUACAGUAAACUUGUUGCGGGAAUAUGUGCAUUAAUCUGUACUCUCUUUAUUUGCAUAGGCCUUGCUCUGUUCCCCACCUGUCGAUGUAUUACGGCUCUUGUCUUCCCAAAUUUCUUUACGGGAAAAGGUCGAGCGGUUCUUUUCUCUGUUAUUUUUGCAAUCAUGCUAACCGGACCGAUUCUUAAUAUUACCCACAAUGCCAAAGAAACCGGAAAUAGUAUGUCAUGCGUCAUUGAUCUUAUUGCCAACCAGUCCAAACAGUUGCAACAACAGCUAACUGAGCCAGUAAAGCAUAUUGGAAAAUACGUGGAUCAACAAAGAGAAGCACUGCAAAAUAUAAAGAACAAUCUUGUUAUCGAUUUUAAUGAUUUAAAGGUAGCUGCAGAUGCACUAGAGAAAGAUUUCGUCGCUGUGAAUGAUAAUCUGGACAGCCUUUAUCAGGACUGUAUUCGGCCAAUAGCGAAAGCUAAUCAAGAAUGCAGAGACUUCUGUAGCCAACUUCCGACUUUUCCCAUUAAUUUGAGAGGGGAAUGCCUGACACAGUGCAGCAACUUUAACACCCUUUCGAGUUUAUGCGAUUCGUUAAAAAUAGGCGGCAACUUUGUUGAAGUUUCUAAACAGAUGAAGUCUACCUUAGACAGUGCAGAAAGUUACUUCAAAGUUGAUGUCAAAGUUGAAGGUGAUUUUAGCUACGAAAGUAAUAACUCUAAAGAAAUCAACACGGUGCAAGGACAAAUAAAUGAAGAUAUAGAUUCUAAAGUAAUCAGCUUUCAAACAUUUAUGAGAAUUGUCAAGUAUGUUUUGUCCCUUUCUUUGGUUUUAAUGUUUCUUCAAGCAUUUUUGUAUUUUAAAAACUACAUGGCGAAAGACGGCUACGACAAUAUGUACAUAACAAAAGAAUUUAAUGAGCUCGACAAGAGGAAGCAAGAUGAUGGUGAAGAGUCUCUUCUACCGUUGAAGAAAACUGAGCAAUCAGAAUAUAUCUACACAAGGUCACUUAAACUAACUAAACAAGAAUUUGACAACUGUAAAAUAGGACUGACUCAGGUUUUCCUCCAUGCUAUCUUUUGCAUUGUGGUAGUACUUUUUGAUCACUUCUUAUAUUAUAUUUUAAACCUGAUCCAUACAUUUGGCCAAUUUGAAGUUGAUCUAAGUGCGAAAAGCCGUUUGAAAGUCAAUGUAAAGGGAACUGGUUUAAUAGCAAGCUUUUACAGAAGUAUUUUCAAAGGCAUCGACAUCGAUGAAUACUUUCUAUCUGAGAUGAAACUUGAAAGGUGUAUACCUAGUCCUGCUCCUCCAACUGACGAAUACGUGUUCGUUUUUCUCGUGCUUUAUAUUCUAGCGAUAUGUUUUGUCAUCCUACGAGGUUACGGAAUGCGCAUGCGUAGAAAGAUUGCUGCUUACUACUACCCGGAACAGGAAACAGCAAGAAUGGAAUACUUGCACAAGACAAUAAGACAUCGAAGAAUUGCUCGACAGAGGUUUCUUCGUCAAGAAGUUAAGUCAGCACACAAGGAAAGCGCAAUGAAAGAAAAGUUCCGCCUUUCGACAUGGCUAGUGUCUCAAUGUCCAUGUAUAACUAAAUGUAUUCCACCUAGAGAACAGCAAGAAUGCAGCAGCUGUGAAGAAAGGCAGGGAAAGUACAGUUCGAUUAAGUUGACAAAAUGUCCCGGAAUGAGUAAUGGUAAUGCAUGCACGGCUGUCUAUUGUGAUGAGUGUAGAUUAAUUCUGCAAGGCAAUUGUCCUCUGUGCGAUCAAGAAGAGGUUGAAUUUAGGGACUAACUUAACCUAUUAAAUUUCUAGGGAGGCAUUAGUAUUUUUGUUAUAUUUUUUGCUUUGUUAAAUAUGUAUAAUACUUCAAUUUUUUAAAUCUGAUUGUAUUGUAAUAACCUUGGAAUGAUACUACUGCCUUUGUUAAAAUAUGAAGAAUAGAAAUAAUUCUGUAAAUGCGCUGUAUUCCUUUGAACCUACAAAUGGGAACAUAGUUAUAACUGCAUUUAAUUAAUUGCUUUUUCUGAAUGCAUAUAUAAACUUUGCACAUUCCAGUGAAAAUCAAGUGCAAAUCAAAUAGCUCUCGACUUCUUUGUUUAUGUGCUUUUGACACCGAUCUUUUUACAUGGACUAUACAAACAAUCAAGAAGCAUGAAGAACUUCGAGAUUGAAAAAAAAACAUAUAUUGUCUUUCUGUCCAUGUACUGCUUAUGGUGAAAAAGUUCUAAGGAAUGUAUGGUGAUACCGUAUGCACAAAUGUUUAUUGUGUGGUGAGAAAAAUGAUAUAUACUGCAAAUGUUAAACAAAUGCACUCUGUGUUAACGACUGGCGGUUGAAUUUAGACAUAAACUCAUAUGAAAUAAGGGAGGGAGAAACAAUCUGUUUUUAAAAACAAUACCAAAUGUUUUAUUUCCCAUAAAGUGAAUUUUAAUUUUGGAAUUAUAUACUUCAUAAACUGUAAAAUGUAGAAUAGAAUGUUUGACGCGUGGAAAUUGCUUAAAUAAACAGGAUGGAUUUGGAUAUACAUCUAUGAACACACGAUUCAUUUGCAGAUAUUUCAUCUAGGCAGCAACUUUUAAUGAUCAAUAGGUGUCCUUUCAGUGAUAGAAGGUCAAAAUCAUUUUACGUCCUGUGCUGAUUCUGAAAUAAUUUCGUGUUGGGUCAGAAUCCCCCACAAGUAACCCACUAGCACAAUAUUUCGGCCCGCAUACAGUUAGUCGGACUAGAAAUGAAAUUAAAACCCUAGAAGCUUUUGAAUCACUAGUGACCUAAACAAUUCUAAUUACUCGAUUAAGUUUUCAGUAUUUAUAAAACUUAAAACAAAAUAUCAAGUUGAAAUCAGUUAAACAUUUGCAGGUUGGGAGAACUUCAGUAACUGUUGAAAUAUUUUUAUUUGGGUAGAGUAAUAGGUGGACGGAUAGCUCAGUGGUUUGCACACUGGCCUUCCAAUCCUGAGGUCGGGGGUUCGAUCCCCGGCAGCUACUCGGGAAUUUUCAGAAACGCUUUUCAGUGUUUCCCACCCAACUAGAUGUGUACUGGUCAGGAACCCAGGCAAUCCUUGCGUGUAUCAGGGCUAAACACUGGACACGUUAAAGAACCAGGCUGUCUAUUCGCAACGAGCUAGGCUAAGUUAGCCGGACAAGCCUGUAUCUGAUUUCUGAUCUCAGGUUUUUGUCUCACUCUGUCCGCCCUCUGGUCAGAUCGCUCUGUGUCUGUACUAGUAGAGGAUGAAUUAUGCGCCCUGUGUGGCUGCAUUUGAACAAUGUAAAGCGCCUUUGAAUGUGAAAUUGAUCAUGAAAAGGGCGCUAUAUAAAUCUGGUAUAAUAAUAAUAAUAAAAUAAUAUAAUAAUAAUAAUAAAUACUUACAUAUAUGACGGAAUAUUGGUUUUUCAAUUUAAUCUGCACAUUGUUGUUGUUUAUAUAGUCAUUAUUUUCAUUAAAUUUAAGAUUUUUGCCUAAGCGAGUUGCACAACGAGGGAAGAAGUUUACUUUCGAUUUCAUUUCUCUAGCGACUUAGUUUUGGGUAACAAAACUAAUAAACAUACUUUAUUUAAUAUGUGCCUUCUGAUAUGCAAUGUCACCUAAGACUUAGUAAUAAAUGGUUUAUCAUUUCAACGCGCACCUGUUCCGUGCCCCGAUUACUAUAGAAUAUAGGUCAAAAUCCAUAUUAUACAGCUCACGCCGAAAAAUACAUUUUUCCUUUAUAUCAUAUACUUUACUGCCCACUGUCUAUUUCUUUGUUAGAACAGUAAUGGAGAAAAAGUUUUGUACUUUCGACACUGAUCCUUCACUUGUAGUAACGGGAACGUGCUAUUGUUUGAACACUACAUUUUUGAGUCAUAUUCAGCAGGCGGACUACCGGAAUAACUUAAAAAUAAAACUGAAAAGUUUCGUUCUCUCUAAGAAAUAUGCCAUGCGCAAAAUAAUAUAAGUGAUAAAGGGCAUACUUUGUAAUUCUAAGCACAUUAAGUCUUUCUCACCAACCAAAAACAUUCGAUAUAAAAACUGCGAUUAACAGUGAUCAGUACGCUUAAAACUGAAAAAAGAAAGUAUCACUUAAAGGGGAAAAAAUGCAUUGUAUGGCCCUUAAAAUUACUUAUUCAAUAUUUUCGUCAUUUACAUUGUAUACCUGUAUCGAGUACUGGAAUGUACUGUAAUUUUAUUUCAUUUUGAAUUUUGAAUUAUACUAUCAUAAUAUCAUAUAACAUUAUAUAUCUAUGUUUGUCAUACUAUAAAUUGAGAAGCCGGGAUCGCUUGUAAUUUAAAAAUCAUUAAGGAGAUUUAAUGUAUGAAUGAUAAUAGUAAUAAACAUUACCUGUG
Messenger RNA from Mercenaria mercenaria, 5019 nucleotides. RefSeq names its product DC-STAMP domain-containing protein 2-like. Lineage: Eukaryota; Metazoa; Mollusca; Bivalvia; Venerida; Veneridae. The transcript is spliced from 5 exons. Gene Ontology annotation, cellular component: membrane. The record is from RefSeq and is a predicted model, not a curated record. The coding region runs from base 301 to 2490 and encodes 729 amino acids.